GCCGGAAGCACUGGCUGGUGGCGGUUUGUGGUCGUUUGUCCCAAGGAUUUAGAGCCACCUUCUGAAGACCAGACGGGGAAUUGCAGCCAUGAAUGAAGAAAACAUAGAUGGAACAAAUGGAUGCAGUAAAGUUCGAACUGGUACUCAGAAUGAAGCUGCACUACUGGCUUUAAUGGAAAAGACUGGUUACAACAUGGUUCAAGAAAAUGGGCAAAGGAAAUUUGGGGGUCCUCCUCCAGGUUGGGAAGGUCCACCUCCACCUAGAGGCUGUGAAGUUUUUGUAGGAAAAAUACCUCGUGAUAUGUAUGAAGAUGAAUUAGUUCCUGUAUUUGAAAAAGCAGGGAAGAUAUAUGAAUUUCGACUUAUGAUGGAAUUUAGUGGUGAAAAUCGAGGUUAUGCUUUUGUGAUGUAUACUACAAAAGAAGAAGCCCAAUUAGCCAUCAGAAUUCUUAAUAAUUAUGAGAUUCGGCCAGGGAAGUUUAUUGGUGUGUGUGUAAGCUUGGAUAAUUGCAGGUUAUUUAUUGGCGCCAUUCCCAAAGAAAAGAAAAAAGAAGAAAUUUUGGAUGAAAUGAAGAAAGUUACAGAAGGAGUUGUAGAUGUUAUUGUUUAUCCAAGUGCAACUGAUAAGACCAAAAAUCGUGGUUUUGCAUUUGUGGAAUAUGAAUCUCACAGAGCUGCUGCUAUGGCUAGGAGAAAACUAAUUCCAGGAACAUUUCAACUGUGGGGCCAUACUAUUCAGGUAGAUUGGGCUGAUCCUGAGAAAGAAGUUGAUGAGGAAACCAUGCAGAGAGUUAAAGUUCUCUAUGUAAGAAAUUUAAUGAUCUCAACGACAGAGGAAACAAUUAAAGCAGAAUUCAAUAAAUUCAAGCCUGGAGCAGUUGAACGAGUAAAGAAACUUAGAGAUUAUGCUUUUGUUCACUUUUUCAACCGAGAAGAUGCAGUGGCUGCAAUGUCUGUUAUGAAUGGAAAAUGCAUCGAUGGAGCAGGCAUUGAGGUAACACUGGCAAAACCUGUAAAUAAAGAAAAUACCUGGCGACAGCAGCUUAAUGGUCAGAUUAGCCCCAAUUCUGAAAACCUGCUUGUAUAUGCUAACAAAGAAGAAAGUCAUUCCAAAACUCUAGGCAAGCCACCAGCUCUUCCCACUCGGCUCAAUGGUCAGCAUAGCCCAAGCCCCCCUGAAAUUGAAAGAUGCACUUAUCCCUUUUAUCCUGGGACAAAGCUUACUCCAAUUAGUAUGUAUUCUUUAAAAUCCAGUCAUUUUAAUUCUGCAGUAAUGCAUCUGGAUUAUUACUGCAACAAAAAUAAUUGGGCCCCACCAGAAUAUUAUUUAUAUUCAACUACCAGCCAGGAUGGAAAAGUGCUCUUGGUAUAUAAGAUAGUCAUUCCUGCCAUCGCAAAUGGAUCCCAGAGUUACUUCAUGCCAGACAAGCUCUGUACUACCCUGGAAGAUGCAAAGGAACUUGCAGCCCAAUUUACAUUGCUUCAUUUGGAUAGGGAACACAGUCUCUUCAGCCUGGACCUGUGUAGAAGAAUUUGGAGGAAAUAAGCAGACUACAAUUUCCGUCGCAGCUCAAUAAAUAGUCUUUCCCCUGUUAGUGCAGCCCUCUCUUCUGGGACUCCCAGCGUGCUUCCUUAUACUGCAAGGCCUUAUUUUUAUCCAAGCUAUCUCUUGUCACCAGCACUAUCACUUGCUAAUGGCAGCCAUGUUGGACAACGACUAUAUAUCUCCAGUCAGGCCUCAUUCUUCUGAAGAAAGUCUGUAUAUAUUAGUAUGAAAGUUUCUUUGUAUAAGGCAUGAAAAUUAAAAUAUUGUUUUAUUUUAGAUUUGAGAUUGCACAUUUGGCUUUACAAACAGUGUAU
Molecule: messenger RNA, 1860 nt
Organism: Nannospalax galili (Upper Galilee mountains blind mole rat)
Lineage: Eukaryota; Metazoa; Chordata; Mammalia; Rodentia; Spalacidae
Gene: Rbm46
Product: RNA binding motif protein 46
Exons: 6
Coding region: 89-1546 (485 amino acids)
Cellular component (GO): nucleus
Molecular function (GO): mRNA binding
Source: RefSeq, a predicted model, not a curated record